GCAGCAGCUGCAGCAGUCACACUCAGCUUCAUCUCUCCAGGCUGCUGACGCUUGAGCCGCUUGAGCCGCUUCACCUCGAUCACCCGCAUCUGUUUUAUUUACUCCCUCAAAACAAGAAAAGAAAACAAUCAACAAUGGAAGGACACGUUUGCAACAUCCAGGUGCUUCUGCGGGCCGCGGAGUUUCUUGAGAGAAGAGAGAGAGAGGCAGAACACGGAUAUGCUUCGCUCCUGCCUCUCAGCCCAGGUCACUCUGAUAAGAGGAGCAAACAGAAGAGUAAGAAGAUAUCUGCUGGUGGCAAUAGGUCAGUUCACAACGAGCUGGAAAAAAACAGACGAGCUCAGCUGAGGCACUGCCUGGAGCAGCUCAAGGAACAAGUGCCUCUCUCGUCCGACUCCAUGAGGAACACCACCCUCAACCUGCUGCGACGAGCUCAGCUUCACAUAAAGAAGCUGCAGGACCAGGAUGAGCGCGCCGAGCAGCUGAAGGACCGCCUGCGCUGGGAGCAGAGAGAGCUGCGGGUUCGGCUCGAGCAGCUCCAGAGAGGCAGCGAGAGGAUGAGGAACAACAGUCAUGGGUCGACUAUGUCCUCGGACAGGUCCGACUCCGACAGAGAGGAUGUGGAGGUCGACGUAGAGGGCAUCGUGUUCGACUGCGUGGACUCUGACGGACUGAGCAUGACGCACACAGAUGCAGAUCACUGUUACUCCAGCAUGGACAAAGCCUGGCUAUGACAGAGCAGUAAACUCUACAGGAACUCCCUUUAUGUCACUGAGAUGUGAGAGGAAGAGGUGGUAAACAUUCCAAAAAAAAACACACAGCAAAUGGAGGACGAGACACAGCGGAGAAAGACGUUACUGUACAGCUGAACACUUUUUUUUUUCUUUUUCUUUUUGAACAGGAGUCACUUUUGACUUUUAAAUAAUGUCAGACAACAAGCUAAACAAUAAUGUUGGGUAUGAAUGAGCUGUGUCCAUUUGCACUGAAUAGCAGUUAAAAUCACUGAGCUGGGAUGGAUGUAACAUAGCACAUGCACAUACAUAUACAUGUGUGUGUGUGUGUGUAAUUGGCAUCAACCGCUGAUGUUUGUUUUUUUUCCUCCUAAGCCAUGAGGCGUCUGUAGCCUACAAUGAUCCAAACAGUUCACUUGUCUUUAAGGACUUUUCUUAAUCCACAUAAGGGCUUCUAAUUUAUUCUCUACUACAGUAUGUCUAUACUGAAUUCUGCCUUAAAUCAGAUUUGGUCUGGUGAUCUAUACAGCUUCCCUUGAGCACUAAGUUUAUAUCUCCGCAAACAUCAUGUGUAGCAUGCACUUAAACAUUAACCUGUGCUAUGUUUUUUUUUUUUAUCAUCAAGUAAGUUCAGUCAUGUGUUUUGUUCUUUUCCUUCUGUUGCACAAACUGAUCAUAUUAUUAUUAUUAUUAUUGCACUUGUUUUCAAUCUCCAAAAAAUUGUGGGUACAUGAAAAGAAAACGGACGAGAAAUGAACUUGUCACAUUUGCACAAUUAUGUCUGGCAAUUACAUUAAACCGCCAAAUAUAAUUUCUGGUGCAUUCUUUUUUUGAGACUGCAGUGCGAGAUGAACGUAGAGGAAGGUGCAAGAACUGUGUGAAAGAGACAACGUGUGAGCAUUAUAGGAGGCUCUUGCACAGAUCUAAUGAGUUUUAUUCACUGUUAAAAAUCAACUGAUCUCUCUUAGUGUCUGUCGUCACGACUGUACACUUACGCUGCUUGUGCAUUUGUCAUUUAAAAUGUUUAUUAUGCAUGCAACACAUUCACCACUCAGGCAGGUCAUUCCUACUUGUAACGAUAAUGCAAUUAAUGCUGUAUUACAAGUAUCUAUUUUAUUCAUUGCUAUGUAUUUAAUAACUGAAGGUGCUUCACUUGUAUAUGCAAGAUGCCUUAUUAGCUUUUAAUAGUAUGUAUGCAUUCUUCUGUCUCCGCCCAGUAAUAUUAUGUAGCAUUUUGUACUGGUGUAAUCUUUUUUUUUUUUUUUUUUUACUGAAUAAAUAUUUUCUAU
Solea solea (common sole) is the source of this 2020-nucleotide messenger RNA. RefSeq names its product MAX dimerization protein 3 (gene mxd3). The transcript is spliced from 6 exons. Gene Ontology annotation, biological process: regulation of transcription by RNA polymerase II. The record is from RefSeq and is a predicted model, not a curated record. NCBI's taxonomy places the organism in Eukaryota, Metazoa, Chordata, Actinopteri, Pleuronectiformes, Soleidae. Gene Ontology annotation, molecular function: protein dimerization activity; DNA-binding transcription factor activity, RNA polymerase II-specific; RNA polymerase II cis-regulatory region sequence-specific DNA binding. The coding region runs from base 135 to 734 and encodes 199 amino acids.